This is a messenger RNA of Alnus glutinosa, 1521 nucleotides long. RefSeq names its product protein COFACTOR ASSEMBLY OF COMPLEX C SUBUNIT B CCB2, chloroplastic. Lineage: Eukaryota; Viridiplantae; Streptophyta; Magnoliopsida; Fagales; Betulaceae. Gene Ontology annotation, biological process: cytochrome b6f complex assembly. The coding region runs from base 33 to 887 and encodes 284 amino acids. The record is from RefSeq and is a predicted model, not a curated record. The transcript has 7 exons.
UUCCCAGCUUCCAACCACCAGAAAGAAAGAAAAUGAGCAAAACGCUUUCUUUUAAUCCGUUAAUUCCAUUGAAAAUGCAAGUAAUCCCUCCCCAAUUCCCCGCCAAGAAAACCAGAACAAAAUCCCUUUCAAUCUCCGCCCGCCUUCAAAAUCAACAACAACAACAACAACUCAACCUCUCCGUUCUUCGCUUCACUCUCGGGAUACCUGGGUUGGACGAGUCCUACUUACCCAGAUGGAUUGGUUACGGGUUUGGUUCGCUUCUGGUUCUGAACCAUUUCGUGGGUUCUGAUUCUGCUACUACCACUCCAGCUCAGCUUAGCACAGAAGUUCUGGGCCUUUCUUUGGCAGCAUUCUCCAUUUUUAUUCCUUAUCUUGGAAAAUUUCUUAAGGGUGCAAGUCCAGCAGAUCAAGCAACUAUUCCUGAAGGCACUGAGCAAAUAUUUGUCAUGUCACAAAAUAUAUCAGAUACUCAGAAGGAGGACUUGGCUUGGGCAACAUACAUCUUGCUUCGCAAUACAAACACCAUAGCUGCGUUAAUAUCGAUUCAAGGUGAAUUAUGUGCACGUGGCUACUGGAACAUACCAGAGAAGGUGUCAAAAGCAAAUAUACUUGAUUGGUUUGAGGGACAGAUUGAAAGGAUUGGCCUAAAAAAUCUAAAGGAUACCCUUUAUUUUCCUCAGAGUUCAGAUUCUGUACUUUGGGAGAUGUUACCCAAGGGGACCCGUUCUCUCCUGGUACAGCCAGUCCUACAAGUUCCAAAACCUGGUGCCAUUCAGAUGGAAAAGAUUGAAGGGUUUGUCCUGUUGGCUUCAAGCAUGAGCUAUGCAUAUAGCGAUAAAGACAAAGCCUGGAUUGGAGCUCUUGCAAACAAAUUUGGAGAAUGAUAUGGUAUGGAUCAGCGAUUGAUCAACACCCAGGUUAAAGUUCCAGAUUUUGGAGAUAGAAGAUGAUGUGGGUUUCUACAAAAAUUUCUCCAAGCCAUACACCAGAUUCUGCAAGAAUAAUGCAGAAAGAAAACGGCAUUCUUACUUCGGAGAUGGAGUAGCAGAAUGGUUGAAGAAAUCAAAAAGAUAAAACGGGAUUUGAUUCGUUACCUUAAGGCGCACAACCUUUCUGAUGGCCAAGAUUAGGCCUGGCAUGAGACAUUGGACGUCAGUGAUAUCAUGUUUAAGAGAGUAAAUCUGUGGGAAGCAGUAUUUAUGCAUUAGAUUACCACGUUAAUAAAGGUAAACCUUUUCAAGUCAUUCUCAAAACCAGAAAAGAAAAACCACAGACGCACCUCUCCUGGGCCAGAGAAGUAGACUGUUGUACUGGAGGGAAGUCCUGGAAGGACUAAGCUAUGCACUCGAACCCCAUCUUCUCCAAGAACUUGACCCCUUGCCUUUUAAGGACAAAAAUAAAAAAGAAAAAGAGCUAUUUUGAAUUAUAUGGGCUUCUGUUGAAUGUUUCAUAUUGAUUUGAUUAUAUUAGUUCUGGAUUUUCAGUCUUUAUUUAUUUACUUAUUUUUGCAUUUCCAAA